Salvia splendens (bonfire salvia) is the source of this 2063-nucleotide messenger RNA. RefSeq names its product protein IQ-DOMAIN 14. The transcript has 6 exons. Gene Ontology annotation, molecular function: protein binding. The coding region runs from base 354 to 1859 and encodes 501 amino acids. The record is from RefSeq and is a predicted model, not a curated record. NCBI's taxonomy places the organism in Eukaryota, Viridiplantae, Streptophyta, Magnoliopsida, Lamiales, Lamiaceae.
UCUUGCUAGCAGAAAGUGAAAAAUAAGCAUAUUUUACACCUUUCAUCAUCAUCAUGAAUCAUCAUAAGAGAGAGAGAGAGAAAAAUAAACAAGCAAGAAUCUAACCCCAGAGCUCAUCAUAUUCAACAAUCAACAACACACAGAUACACACAUUCUGAGGUGUAGAAAGUUGCAAAGAAGCUUCUGAGAGAAUAGGAAAGAAGAAUGCUGUUUUUCUACACUAAGAAAGAGGAUGCUGGCUAGGGAGCUAGAGAGAGAAAGCUGCUCACAUUCUUACAAGUGUAUGAUAAGAGAAGAAGGCUUCUCAAGGUUGGAGAAUUAGUUUUAAAGGGUGAAACAGUAAUGCUGAAAACAUGGGAAAGAAGGGGAGUUGGUUUUCGACAAUCAAGCGAGUUUUCGUGCACGAAUCAAAGGACAAGCCUUCAUCCUAUGGAUCAGACAAGAGAAGCAGCAAGGAGAAGAAGGCCGGUAAAGGGAUUCUACAGCACGGUGAAACUAAAUCGUUCCUUCCUCGAUUCAAAGAGCCGAGCAGUAUCGAGAAGAUACUAGGGGAGGCGGAUCAUCUGCUCGUGAGGCCUCCUCCGGCAUCUUCAGCCGAGACGAGGCUCCCACAGGCCUCCCUCUGGAGGCCGGCCUCCCCUAAUGUCGCCUCCCAAAGAGUUUCCUCUGCUAGGUUUACUCCCCCGACCGCCCUUCUCCCCCCGGCUCUGACUCCUCCUGAGGCGAGCCAGAGCCGGUGGGAAGUUAGGUACGUGCAGAGGCCGGAGUUGAGUCUGAGGAACCAACACCGGUCCGCAAUUAUGAUCCAGGCUGCAUUUAGAGGUUACUUGGCAAGGUGUAAUUUCCGAGCACUGAGAGGCCUAGUGAGGCUUCAAGGAGUGGUAAGGAGCACGAAUGCGCAGAGACAGACUAUGAAUGCCAUGAAACAGAUGCAGCUUCUUGUAAGAAUCCAGACACAAAUCCAGUCGAGACGCGUGCAGAUGCUCGAAAACCAGGCAGUCCAGCAUGACAAUAAGGAAAUGGAGAGUAAUAACUUGAGCAAAUGGACCAUGAGCCAAUUGCAUGAAGGCGUUGAUAGCGACGACUGGGAUGAUAGCUUGCUAACAAAAGAGGAAAUAGAAGAAAGACUGAGGAAGAAAUUUGAAGCAGUGAUGAAAAGGGAGAGAGCCAUGGCCUAUGCAUACUCUCACCAGUCGUGGAAGGCUCACCCGAGGUUGUCCCAGGGAGGAGCCCCAGACAUCCGGUCGAACGGGCUCCCCUGGUGGUGGAACUGGCUAGAUCGCCAGCUCCCACCAGCGCCAACCGCGACUAAAGAUGUCGCGGUGACUCCCCCUAGGCCGGUCUCAGAGCACAGGACAAGGCCUAGGGUUAGGAGCAAGCGCGGGAAUUUCGCUGCAGACAGUCAUGAGGUCGUCACUCCACUAUCAACCAAGUCCACAAACCCUACUCGGGCGAAACCCUUCUUUCAAACACCGAUCAAAACUCCACCACCACCAACCUACGGCCACUUCCCGAUAAACAACGACAACGACAACGACAACGACAACGAUAGCCUCUCUGUUCCAAACUACAUGACGCCGACCGCCUCGGCCAAGGCCAAGGUGAGGGCGAGCAGUAAUCCGAAGGAGAGGGUUGUGGAAACCCCGACCAACGAGUCGAAGAGGCGGUUCUCGUUCUCGUUGACCGCGAACAUCGGCUCGUUCAAGUGGAACAGGGGAUCGGCUAAAGACGGUGGCGCGGCCGUGCAAAAGGCGCCGGAGAAACAGAUUUCUUCGCAUUUUAGGGGGGAUUUGAGCGUGGAUUCGACGGUGUCGAUGCCGGCGGCAGUUGGGAGGAGGCCAUUCAAUAGAUUUGUGUGAUGGUUUAUGUAUUUUUCUUUUUUUUUUUGGAUAUGUUUUGUGUAUGUUGUGAGGGUGAUUUGUUUUUUUCAUACUUGUUUGGGUGUGCAUGCAGGUGAGUAUUGUUACUAUACAACCAUGUGAAAUAAUGGGGAUAUUACAAUUGUUAAUUAUCAUUGUUUGUGUUUUUAUAUUCUAUGAUAGGUAAAUAUACCUAUUUAACCU